AUGGAGUUAGAGGAUAUGAUUAAGAGUGAGGGUUAUGUAAAUAUAAAGUGCUUGUGGUAUUGGAAUCCUGCAUAUAACUUUUCUCGUGGUCUUAGACCCUUGAACAAUGAUCAGGAUGUACUGAAAUUUUCAAAAGAUGUUGUAGGCUAUGAUGUAAUAGAUGUUGAAAAUGUUAAUGAGGAAGUCACUAUUGAUCUUGAUGUUGUUGCGGAAGAAGUCACUACUAAUCCUAAUGGUGUUGCUGAAGUAGUCAAUACUGAUCCUAAUGUUGUUGCUGAAGAAGUCACUACUGAUCCUAAUGGUGUUGCUGAAGAAGUUACUACCGAUCCUAAUAUUGUUGCUGAAGAAUUUACUAUUGAUCCUAAUGAUGAUGUCACUAUUGAUCCUAAUAUUGUUGCUGAAGAAUUUACUAUUGAUAUUAAUGAGGAUUAUAUUGCAAGUGAGGAUAGUUUUAAGGAUAGUGAAUUUCAAUUUAGUGAAGAGUUUGAGGAGAGUGAGAUGGACUGGACUAAGGUACUUCCCCAAGAGACUUUAGGUGAGGUUUCUAGCUACCAAAACAAGAAAGAUCGGGCUGGGAUGGUUCAUGAUGAGAGUGAGGAUUCAGACCGUUUAUAUACACCUCCAAGGAGUGAUUAUGAGGAUGAGAGAAUGAAGUACCCUACCUAUAAGUCUGGUCAGGGAAUGAAGUUUCAGCUAGGGAUGGUGUUUACUAACAAAGAAAUGAUAAGGGAUGUUGUCAAGGACUAUGCCAUGGAAAAUCAGAAGAAUGUAUUCAUUAAGAAGAAUGAUUCCAAAAGGAUUAUGGUUAAAUUCACUGAUGGUUGUAAGUUCUACAUGAGAUUUAGGAAGAGGAUUGGCAGCCAGUUUUGGCAAGUUAUGACUUUAAUUGAAGAUCAUACAUGUCAUAGGACUGCUGACAACAAGAGUGCAAAGACAAAGUGGUUUGCCAACAAGUUUGCAAGCAUACUUAGACAUAGUCCUCAUAUGAAACCAUCAGGCCUCAAAGUGGAAGUUGUUGAGAGAUGGGGAGUGAAACUAUCACAUGAUCAGGCAUACAUGGCAAAGAGGAAAGCAAUGAAGUUAGUUCAAGGGGUUGGUAUUGAGCAACUCACUCAUUUGAGAAGUUAUGGACAAGAGUUAUUGAAAUUAAAUCCUAAUAGUAUUGUUGUAAUACAAUGUGCUGGUAGUAAUGUCAACCAUGUGUUUGAAAGAAUUUAUGUCUGUUUAGAGGCUUGCAAGGCAGGAUGUGCAAAGACAUGCAUGCCUUUAUUGGGUUGGAUGCAUGUUUCUUAA
This is a messenger RNA of Lathyrus oleraceus (garden pea), 1293 nucleotides long. RefSeq lists its product as uncharacterized. NCBI's taxonomy places the organism in Eukaryota, Viridiplantae, Streptophyta, Magnoliopsida, Fabales, Fabaceae. The transcript has 3 exons. The coding region runs from base 1 to 1293 and encodes 430 amino acids. The record is from RefSeq and is a predicted model, not a curated record.